AUGGUUCAAAACAUGGUUAAAACAACAUCCACAUUUAGGUGAAUUUCUGACCGUUUUUUUCUCUAUCCAGGCACUGGAGCUCCCUGCCGUGGUCCCAGUAGCCGAGAGUGAUUCAGACAGCGGGAUGGGCUCACCAGUGGAGGAGAUGCAGAUUGCUUCUGAGAUGAUUAGCAAUACUGUCAACCCGCAAGGUACAAUGACACAACAAAACGAGUGAUCCGUGCCUAAACAGACCACCUGACCAGAGCCCCCUCUUAAUGUUAAUAGACUGCUCUGGACUGGGCCAUUUGCUCGGUGAUGAGAAACAAUGGAUUGUCUAGUCUUUGACUUUAGACUAUCCAAACCAUCGAUGCAAACUACAGUACGUGACAAUUCAACUACCAAUGCAAACUAACCUACUUACUUUAAUAGGAAAUAGUUUGCAUUGUAAUGUAAACAGGAUACCACCUUUCCCACAUUAGUCAUUAAGAUGGCUUGUAAUAUCUUUCCCAGAUUCGGAUGAUGACCUCACAGUGAACCGGCGGUCCCGUUGUCGGAAGGCCCUGAGAGACAGUGACAGCGAGGAGGAGGUGCAUGAGAUGGCAGAGGCUCUGGUCCUGUCAGCAUCCAGCGGAGAUGAGAUGGAGACUGCUGAGGAAGAGGUCAAAGGGGCAGAAUUAAAGAGCAAGAAGGUUUCCCGGAUAGCCCCUAUCGACAGUGAUGAGAGUGCGCCAGAGAAGGAGGAAGAGCUGGUAAAAAAGGAUGUGGAAGGGAAGCGGGAGAAGAGCCAGAGACACAGAGAGAAGAAAGAGAAGUGCAGCAAAGCUGUGGAGCGACUGAAGAAGAAAGUGAGACCUGAGGAGGUGGGGUUGAGUUAUAGUGAUAGAAAAAGUGACAGUGUAAAAUGAAGAGUUUUGAUUCAAAGUAAAGACUAUUUUUCCCAUCACUCUCUGUUUUGUAGAAGACCCCUUUGCCCCGUGCUCAGAAUGACAGCGGCUGUCUCCUUGGUGACAAUGACCUAUAUGACGCUGGUCUGGAUGAUGAUGAAGAGGAAGAGUCUCUGGACGCCAUCAGAGCAGCAGUAAAGCAGAAAGCCAAGAAGCACAAGGUAAGGGUAAUAUUAAAAGUCAUAUCUGUAGUUCAGGAGUAGGUGUGAGGUCACUAAAAAGCAAACGUAUGCCCAAAAUAAAUCACCCAGGAAACUUCUUGAAUGUGAAGUGGUUUGUGAAUUCAUUUGAGUUUAUGGCUAAUCUUACAUAGUUUUGUCUCUGUAUAUUGUGCUGUGCAGGUAGACAAUGCACUGUAUUGUACGUCAGAACUAUGCUCUGUAUCUUUUCCUUAGGAGCCUUUAUUUGAUGAUGAUGAUGAGGGAGAUGAUGAGGCUGGACCGAAACAGCGUCCCCAGGAGAGGAAGGCAGCUCGAGCCAGCAAGGAGGCCAUGAAGCAGCUGCACAGUGAGACCCAGAGGCUGGUCCGAGGUCAGUUUGUUUUUACCUUCAUAUUACAAUAGUGUGUCCCUAUAUGGAGUGUAUUGCCCGUGUUCCACUAUGCUUUGUCUCUACAUGGCUUGUUACACACUUUUCUUGUGUGGCUUUAUUGUCCAACCCAGUCUUUCUUGUUACAUGUUCUUAAUUCCUUUGCAGAAUCCACAUGUGGGCUGCCCUACCACAUGCCUGAGCCCAAGAGCAUCGACCAGUUCUUCAAGAGGAGAGCCCGACCUGAGGGUUCUGCUAUGGCACUAUUGAAGUACGUAGACAUUUUUCUAUCUGGAUUUCUUUACUUCUUCCAGCUUUGUCUUUGCAAUUACUGAACUAUACUCGUCUGGUUUUGUCUAAAUAAUUUAAAGUAAUAAUCUGCGAUUGCUACACCCAUUCUUGGACUUUUAAGUUAAUGAUAUAUACCCAUUUGAUUCUUUAAGGCAUAACUUAUAAAUUCCUCAUGAGCUUUGUUCAACUGUCAUACCCUAUCAGACCCAAAAUAGCUUGUUUAACUCCUUUGUUUGUCAACAAUAUAAUGUAAACAAACACUGUAUAGCCUCAAAACAUGGUUAAAACAAUACUUUUUAUAUAGGUGGUGGUAAUGGGGGGGAAUCAAUAGUUACAUAUCGCAAUAUUAUUUCGGAUUAUAUUCUAUUGAUACUUUGAAAAAAAUAUUUACAUACAUACAGUCAAAAGGUUGGACACACCUACUCAUUCAAGUGUUUUUCUUUAUUUUAACUAUUUUCUACAUUGUAGAAUAAUAGUGAAGACAUCAAAACUAUGAAAUAACACACAUGGAAUCAUGUACUAACCAAGCAAGUCUCUUCUUCUUAUUGGUGUCCUUUAGUAGUGGUUUAACAAUAAUAUGCCAUUUAGCAGACGCUUUUAUCCAAAGUGACUUAGUCAUGUGCGCAUAAAUUUUUACGUAUGGGUGGUCCCGGGGAUCGAACCCACUACCCUGGCGUUACAAGCUCUACCAAUUGAGCUACAGAGGACCACGGUUUCUUUGCAGCAAUUCAACCAUGAAGGCCUGAUUCAUGCAGUCUCCUCUGAACAGUUGAUGUUGAGAUGUGUCUGUUAUUUGAACUCUGAAGCAUUUAUUUGGGCUGCAAUCUGAGGUGCAGUUAACUCUAAUGAACUUAUCCUCUGCAGCAGAGGUAACUCUGGGUCUUCCUUUCCUGUGGCGUUCCUCAUGCGAGCCAGUUUCAUCAUAUUAAAAAUAAAGAAAACCCUUGAAUGAGUAGCUGUGUCCAGACUUUUGACUGGUACUAUAUACAGUGCAAAUUAAUUACUUAAAAAUCAUACAAUGUGAUUUUCUGGAUUUUUGUUUUAGAUUCCGUCUCUCACAGUUAAAGUGUAUCUAUGAUAAAAAUUACAGACCUCUACAUGCUUUGUAAGUAGGAAAACCUGCAAAAUCGGCAGUGUAUCAAAUACUUGUUCUCCCCACUGUAUAUGUAUACAGUACCAGUCAAAAGUUUGGACACACCUACUCAUUCAAGGGUUUUUCUUUAUUUUUACUAUUUUCUACAUUGUAGAAUAAUAGUGAAGACAUCAAAACUAUGAAAUAACACACAUGGAAUCAUGUAGUAACCAAAAAAGUGUUAAACAAAUAUUUGAGGUUCUUCAAAUGGCCACCCUUUGCCUUGAUGACAGCUUUGCACACUCUUGGCUUUCUCUCAACCAGCUUCACCUGGAAUGCUUUUCCAACAGUCUUGAAGGAGUUCCCACUUAUGCUGAGCACUUGUUGGCUGCUUUUCCUUCACUCUGCCGUCCGACUCAUCCCAAACCAUCUCAAUUGGGUUGAGGUCGGGGGAUUGUGGAGGCCAGGUCAUCUGAUGCAGCACUCCAUCACUCUCCUUCUUGGUAAAAUAGCCCUUACACAGCCUGGAGGUGUGUUGGGUCAUUGUCCUGUUGAAAAACAAAUGAUAGUCCCACUAAGCCCAAACCAGAUGGGAUGGUGUAUCGCUGCAGAAUGCUGUGGUAGCCAUGCUGGUUAAGUGUGCCUUGAAUUCUAAAUAAAUCACAGACAGUGUCACCAGCAAAGCACCCCCACACCAUAACACCUCCUCCAUGCUUUACGGUGGGAAAUACACAUGCAGAGAUUCUGUUCACCCACACCACGUCUCACAAAGACACAUCGGUUGGAACCAAAAAUCUGCAAUUUGGACUCCAGACCAAAGGACACAUUUCCACCGAUCUAAUGUCCAUUGCUCGUGUUUCUUGGCCCAAGCAUGUCUCUUCUUGUUGGUGUCUUUUAGUAGUGGUUUCUUUGCAGAAAUUUGACCAUGAAGGCCUGAUUCACACAGUCCCCUCUGAACAUUUGAUGUUUGGAUGUCUGUUACUUGAACUCUGCAACACAUUUAUUUGGGCUGCAAUUUCUGAGGCUGGUAACUCUAAUGAACUUAUCCUCUGCAGCAGAGGUAACUCUGUGUCUUCCAUUCCUGUGGCGGUCCUCAUGAGAGCCAGUUUCAUCAUAGCGCUUGAUGGUUUUUGCAACAGCACCUACAUUUCCGUAUUGACUGAACUUCAUGUCUUAAAGUAGUGAUGGACUGUAGUUUCUCUUUGCUUAUUUGAGCUGUUCUUGCCAUAAUAUGGACUUGGUCUUUUACCAAAUAGGGCUAUCUUCUGUAUACCUCCCCUACCUUGUCACAACACAACUGAUUGGCUCAAACGCAUUAAGAAGGAAAGAAAUUCCACAAAUUAACUUUUAAGAAGGCACACCUGUUAAUUGAAAUGCAUUCCAGGUGACUACCUCAUGAAGCUGUUUGAGAGAAUGCCAAGAGUGUGCAAAGCUGUCAUCAAGGCAAAGGGUGGCUAUUUAAAGAAUCUCAAAUAUAAAAUAUAUUUUGAUUUGUUUAACACUUUUUUUUGGGUACUACAUGAUUCCAUAUGUGUUAUUUCAUCGUUUUGAUAUCUUCACUAUUAUUCUACAAUGUAAAAAUUUUUUUUUGUAAAAUAAAGAAAAACCCUUGAAUGAGUAGGUGAGUCCAAACUUUUGACUGGUAGUAUAUAUCUAUCUCUGUGUUUCAUUUUGCUAGGUAGUGUUUGCUAGCGCUAGUCAGCUGUACCUUUGCCAAAAUGCCAGUGUUUUUCAUCCUAUAACUGGUUCUCAUCUUUUUAAAUAGUGAGCCAACAUGUUUUCAGCACUUUUAUUUCCAUGACUGAUCAAAGCUAAUUUUCUCAUGCUCUCUUGUCUCUGCAGCAGACAUAUAGUAAGCAAUAUGUUUGGAACAUAAAAUCGCAGUAUCCAAUCGCAAUACAUAUAGAAUCGCAAAACAUAUCAUAUCGGCACCUAAAAGCCAAUUUAAGCUUGAUCCGAAAAUGUGGUCGGAGGCUCCGUAUGGAGGGUGUGACGCAAUUGCGGAGCCUCCCGAGGCAUGCAGAGGCCAAAUUGAGCUCCGUACUGCAUCGACGUGCGCCUCACAAAUUUUGUAAUGAUUGACAUGAUUGGUUGACGGGAGGGUAUAUGUGGUCCUCUGUAGCUCAGCUGGUAGAGCAUGGCGCUUGUAACGCCAAGGUAGUGGGUUCGAUCCCCGGGACCACCCAUACACAAAAAUGUAUGCACGCAUGACUGUAAGUCGCUUUGGAUAAAAGCGUCUGCUAAAUGGCAUAUUAUUUAUUAUUAUUAUUAUUAUUAUAAACACAAACUCACUUCCUUGACGACUUCCUUCACAACAGCUCUGCUCAACAGCUCUGCACUGCUCCGCGAAGCGCAAGAAGUAUGAAUGCCCUGACUUCUGCAGAGGCCGCAUCACAGUAAAUGCUGCAUGUCUAAUGCAGACGUCGUAUUGACCAUGCAGCUCCUUUUAGUAUCGUGAUAAUAUGGUUUUGUGAGGUCCCUGGCAAUUCCCAGACCUAAUAGGUGGUCAGUCCUUGCAUCCAUAGCUCUGUCUAUGAAUUUGAGUUGUUGCAUUUCUCCAGCCCCAUCCCUCAGCUUUUUACCAAAACAGUGGUGGGGAUUCCGCUUUGUUAUUGUUUGAAAUGCAGAUUGCCCCUUUAAGCAUAUAACCCCCUUUUUUUUAUUUUUAGAUCUGCCAAGUAUCAGGACUUGAUAAAGGAGGCAACCCCAGCACCACCUCCCACCCAACCCACCCAAGGAGCCCCAACAGCCCUCAGCCUCCCUGGACCCACCCUCCACCCAGAUCCAGGCUCUCUCCCAGCCAAUGGCCACCUCCUCCCCACACCAGGAGAACCACAGCAGGGCAGGUGAGACCUCUCCAACCCAGGAGCUCGAUGACGAUGAAUCCCCACUACCUGAGCUGGCUGCCAUUAUGCAGGGGGCCAAUAUUUCAGGGUUAGAUGGUGCUGAAAUUCCACCACCAGAGUCUAUGGGGGCUGGAAUCCCAGACCAGAACCAGGCAGAGGACUCCCAAGCCCAGGAGAUAGAGGCGAAGGCAGGGGAUGGGGAUGUAGCUCUGCCGUUACCUGCUCCAGCCAUUGUGGACCCCAUAGCACCACCAGUUCCAAAACCCAAGAAGGACAGGCUGGCCAGACUGAGGGAGCUGGGGGUGGAGCCCCCGCCUGUCCCCAAACUGUGUGCUGACGAUGGGUCCUUCGAUCUGGAGCCCCCUCAGGUUAACCCAGGUGAGAGCACAACAACAAAUAUUCAGCUCCAUAAUGUCAGAGCUCUGUAGCACAGUAUUUCCCAAAUGCUGGGUUGGGGUUUAAAGCCUUGUGUUUAGAUGCAUGCUUUUGUACAUUUGUGGCACACAAAAUGAUUUUGGUGGAUCACAACACAACUCAAGCCACCGAAAUGGGUGAGCUUGAAUGAAUUGGGUUGAAGAAACCCAUUCAAGUUGGUUGUAAUGUAUCGUCUUCUGUAGUCAACCUGUUUGUUUUCCCGUCAGGCGUGGAGGCAUUGAAGGAGCGUUUCCUACGCCAUGUCCAGCCCGUGGCCCGGCCCAGAGGGGAACGCACCAUGCAGCUCAGCGUCAUCCGUAAAGACAGCAGUGAGGAGCUCCACCAAGACACUGUCACCACCACCAUCAAGGAGGGGGAGGAGGAGGCUGCACACACCGCGCCUGGUAUGGACAUAGUACCGUACAUCACACCAGGCCUGUUACAAACACCAUCUCACACACACAUUCUCUCUAAACCUCCACACUCUCUAAAAGAGGCAUCCCAUAUGACUCAUAGCAAGGCCAUUUCCUGAAAUCCACCGCCAAACAUAUUUCCAAAUGUCUUAAUUUCUCGGUCCACUGCCUGCAAUAAUCUUUCCUAACCAGUCCUGUGUUCCCUCUUUCCUCAGGUGAGAAGCUGACCAACCUGAAGUACCGUCUGCAGCAGGCCAUGGCUGUAAAGAGACGGGAGGAUAGAGAACGCAAGGCUGCCCUCCAUCGCCUAGACAACGAGGACUGUGGCGAGGAAGAGGAGGAAGAGGAGGAAAUGACGGAUUCCGAGGGGGAAGAGGUAAGAGUGGAUCGGCGGCUUUGACAUUUUACCCCCACCCAUCGCACUUGCCUCAGGCAUUCUUUGAUUGUGUCAGUCAGUGCUGUCUGUACACUUUUCGCGGUGGUGCUCGACGAUUGGAACCAAAACAUUAAAGAUCAAAACUUUUAAGUGGAAAAAUUAGACUAAGGGUAAUAGAGGGAAUGUCUUGAUCAAUUAAUGGUUAGGGAACCGUUAAUUAUGUUGGUGUGUUUCAGAGUUUGUCAAAACCUGUUUGUUUGUAUCUCCACAGGGUGUAGAUGAGCUACUGGGGGGUGGUGAUGUGAUGAUGAGGAAGAGGAUCAGGAGGAGGGCAGCGUGGCACAGAGGGGUGUGAGGAGCCCCUCCCCGUUAAGAUUAAAGGGUCCCUCUCCCCCACCAGACCUGCUCAACACAGACGGAACCCUCAUGCUGUUUGCCAACAGCUCCUGCUCGCGCACCGGGUAUGCGUGUGUGUGUGUGGUGCUGAUAUUUGGGAGUCUCGGCCAUGUACAUAGGCUGUCAGUACGUGGCCUUCAGAUUGCAGGCAAGGCAAAGUAGCGCGCAAGGUACUGCUCCGUGUCGUCGGUCAUGGGCAGCCUUGUUGUGUGGAAAAGGAAGUGCUAUCUCUAUCCACAAGUGUCCAGAUGUCAGUGUCCUUCUCGAAUCCUUCUAGACUGUAGUGGAUUCAAAUUAUGUAUUUAAAAUGUGUGUAAGCCAGUGUUAAUUUCGUCAACAAAAAUAGUGACAAAAAUAUUCAUCAAACACUUAUUUUUCUGUGGCAAUUGAGGAGACUAUAACUGACUAAAUGAUUUUUCAUUUCAGUUGACUAAAACGAGACGAAAUUAUCUCUGACUGAAAUCUGACUAAGUGGACUGGACAAGAGUUUUUGGAGAGAUUGAGAGCUUUUCAGUGAUGAGCACAAUUAAUAUAAGCAGCACAGAUGUGCAGUCCUGUUCAGCAGUGGGAAGGAAGUACCUCACCUGGCACACCAGCUGGGGAGCAAGCGAUGAGUGUGGGCAGAUGGGCCCCAACUCCAUCUCCAAUUAAUUUCUGUUAAUGUAAUUUAUUUAGGCACAGUUUGUCAGUCAAAUAAAAAUCAACAUUGGAUCGGAAUGACACUAACGCGUCUGCGUUUGCGCACAUCACCUGCAUGUGUGCGAGAUGAGUGGUCAGGUGUUCAAGGAGAGAGAGACGGUCAGACAUUGCUGAAGCAGGUAGGUAUAGCCUAUAAAAUAUGAUAUAGAGAAGACUAACUUGGUAGACAAUUCAAAACAUAUCUUGUACCCGCUAGUUAACUGUUAAGCUAUUAUUAGCAUGUAUUAAUGUUUUCGUGAUGUACCCCCCAAAAAAUCAGACACUUGCAAAUAAGGCCAUCAAAAGUUGAUUUGUGCCUUGAUCACACCUACAGCGUCAUUGCGCAAAAUGGUACGCAGCAUCAUCUGGAUAUGUGUGCAACAAAAGUUCAACAUUCACCUUCUGCUACCAUUUCUGUCAAGCCCUCUACGCAUACAGUUUGAUGCAUACGUUCAAUAAAUCCAACAUAUGCACCACACAGAACGCACUGCAACUGCCUCUGCAAUGCAAUGGUGCAAGGCAAACGCGGUGUUCCAUUUGGAAAUGAGUGUGUUUCUGGUGUACCAAAACGCAAGACUCUGUCGGUGGGAUUGAGGCGUUACUUUUAUGAACGAUUCAUGUUUCUUUUUGACGAAAUGAACAACUCACUUGGCAAUUAUUAUAUUAUUUGGGAUUUGGUUCAAUCGCGGUAGAUCAAAUCAUGUGAAUCCAAAUUAUUAUUUGUGAAUAGCGAAAAGUAAUUUUAGGAAAAAAUAUUUGAUGUAGCCUUUCUUUUGGAUUAUGUGUCUUCAACUUGUUUUGUAGAUGCGUCCAGUUGAUUUAGGCAUGCAAUGUAUAUGACAUUGCAACUCAAAAGAUCCUAGUAAGCCUGCAAAGUAAACACUUCUAAGGUAGCUAAGAGGCUAAAUAUGACUAAACUCGAAAAGGUAAGUUUCCUGAAGAAAAUUUGUGGGCUUGCUUCAGCUGAAUGAAAAGAUUUGUAGCCUACCAUAGCCAUUUGAUCUUUAACAUAUUGAAUGAGCGAAUUAUUUAAAAAGGCAUAAAACGUAUUUGUUUGCAAUGUUAUACAUCAAGGGUGGUCAACCAUCCUCCAGGAGACCUAAUGGUGUGCAGGCUUUUUUUCCAUUCCUCGUCUAACAAACCACAUUUGAGGAAUUAGCUGCUCAACCGAACCUUGAUAAACUGUCUCUGAUGUGUUUGAGCAGGGCUUGAUCAAAAGCCUGCACACCCAGUAGCUCUCCAGACUGAGGGUUGACCACAUGUUUUAUACAGUUGCCUAACAGGUAUUCCACUUUGUGGGGGGUUAAGUGCCUUUCACAACGACAGGAGAUGGUACAUGGGAUCAGAGAGCAGCCUCCCAGUGUUGAUACCACAUUACGCAUACUUUUUUAUAUGUACUUAGACGCCGCCAAUUGUUGGUCAUGGACAUUUGUUAAGUCGUGGAAAAGUCAUGAAAUUCCAUCUGUCAAUGUGUAUGAAAUCUGGAGUAUAGAAAAGUAGGCUAUCUUUGAAUUUGUAGUCUCGCUCAACCCUCCUACUUUCCCCACUGUAUUUCAUAGCCAGGUUCUGUAGCCAAGUCUCACUUUUCCUCUGAGAAAACGGCUUGAUUCUAUCCCUUACCGUUCAAAAGAUAUUAUCCAUAAUACCAGCGUUUUGUUUAUUUUUAUCGUGCAUUGGCGGGCAGCAUUUUGCAUUCAAAAAGCAUAAAAUAAAAAGCUGUUCUAAAGCUAGGUUACUUGCGGACUGGACCAUUUAACCAUUUGUUUAGGCUACACCUUGUUCAGUCAUGAUACGUUUUGGAACGUUCAGAUAGAAAUAUGCUAUGUAGAACAAACAUGCCUCUGACAUGUUGAAUAAUAAUAAUAAUAAAACGUCUAUAUUCAUGGAUCUUCUAUCUGCAACAUUCAAGAACGUUUUGCAACUGAACGUGGCCCUGUUAACAUACCAGUAGCCUAUAUGCAAACAUUUGGUGGCACAGAAAGGAAAAAGGAUAGCAAACAAUUGAUUGACAAAAUUCCUCUUGCCAAGUUACUCCGACUUAAGCGCUUGGACCAGGACUCGCGCACUGGGACUCGGACUUCAGCCAUAGGGACUUGUGACUCGGACUCGAGCACAGGGGACUUGGGAUUCAAGGUUUUGUGACUCGUCUAAAUCACUGCGCGAACCCGUCAUUUGCUCCUGUUCUACUUUUGGACACCAAUGUGGCUGCGGCGUCUGUGGAACAUUAAUAACAAUGGCAAUGACGUGACUGAGGUGCAACCCAUAGUACUUUAGGGGACCAUCUGGUGAUUUGUGCCUGGCUCGCUCUCCCCACGCCAGAUAAUUAUCAUAUGGCCAUAUAAUUAUAAUAAACUCAGCAAAAAAAGAAACGUCCUCUCACUGUCAACUGUGUUUAUUUUCAGCAAACUUAACAUGUGUAAAUAUUUGUAUGAACAUAACAACAUUCAACAACUGAGACAAACUGAACAAGUUCCACAGACAUGUAACUAACAGAAAUUGAAUAAUGUGUCCCUGAACAAAGGGGGGGUCAAAAUCAAAAGUAACAGUCGGUAUCUGGUGUGGCCACCAGCUGCAUUAAGUACUGCAGUGCAUCUCCUCCUCAUGGACUGCACCAGAUUUGCCAGUUCUUGCUGUGAGAUGUUACCCCACUCUUCCACCAAGGCACCUGCAAGUUCCCAGACAUUUCUGGGGGGAAUGGCCCUAGCCCUCACCCUCCGAUCCAACAGGUCCCAGAUGUGCUCAAUGGGAUUGAGAUCUGGGCUCUUCGCUGGCCAUGGCAGAACACUGACAUUCCUGUCUUGCAGGAAAUCACGCACAGAACGAGCAGUAUGGCUGGUGGCAUUGUCAUGCUGGAGGGUCAUGUCAGGAUGAGCCUGCAGGAAGGGUACCACAUGAGGGAGGAUGUCUUCCCUGUAACGCACAGCGUUGAGAUUGCCUGCAAUGACAACAAGCUCAGUCCGAUGAUGCUGUGACACACCGCCCCAGACCAUGACGGACCCUCCACCUCCAAAUCGAUCCCACUCCAGAGUACAGGCCUGUGUAACGCUCAUUCCUUUGAUGAUAAACGCGAAUCCGACCAUCACCCCUGGUGAGACAAAACUGCGACUCGUCAGUGAAGAGCACUUUUUGCCAGUCCUGUCUGGUCCAGCAACGGUGGGUUUGUGCCCAUAGGCGACGUUGUUGCAGGUGAUGUCUGGUGAGGACCUGCCUUACAACAGGCCUACAAGCCCUCAGUCCAGCCUCUCUCAGCCUAUUGCGGACAGUCUGAGCACUGAUGGAGGGAUUGUGCGUUCCUGGUGUAACUCGGGAAGUUGUUGUUGCCAUCCUGUACCUGUCCCGCAGGUGUGAUGUACCGAUCCUGUGCAGGUGUUGUUACACGUGGUCUGCCACUGCGAGGACGAUCAGCUUUCCGUCCUGUCUCCCUGUAGCGCUGUCUUAGGCGUCUCACAGUACGGACAUUGCAAUUUAUUGCCCUGGCCACAUCUGCAGUCCUCGUGCCUCCUUGCAGCAUGCCUAAGGCACGUUCACGCAGAUGAGCAGGGACCCUGGGCAUCUUUCUUUUGGGGGUUUUCAGAGUCCGUAGAAAGGCCUCUUUAGUGUCCUAAAUUUUCAUAACUGUGACUUUAAUUACCUACCGUCUGUACGCUGUUAGUGUCUUAACGACCGUUCCAUAGGUGCAUGUUCAUUAAUUGUUUAUGGUUCAUUGAACAAGCAUGGGAAACAGUGUUUAAACCCUUUACAAUGAAGAUCUGUGAAGUUAUUUGGAUUUUUACUAAUUAUCUUUGAAAGAGGGGGUCCUGAAACAGGGACAUUUCUUUUUUUUGCUGAGAAUAAGAUGUUAUGCAGAAAGAUAUGUUGGUAGGACAAGGCUAUGUAUGUUUGUGUACAUGGAAGUCGGUGGUUUAUGUUUACUAUAGAUUGAGGCAAUACUAGACUAAAUCAUAAUUCAAAUGGCAAAAAUGUGACUUAAUGAUAUUUUAGUAAAAAUGACUAAAUUUACUUUUUUAGACUACAUCUAAAAAUAAAUAAAAAGUGCCAAAAUUAACACCGGUGUAUGGUAAAUGGAUAUGCUCAAUGAGUUAGUAUGUGUGUUAUCUGUCCCUCCAAGUUGUUGACAUUUUGUCUUUCUUACAGAGAUGGUGUAAAGAGGACAGGGCCUGGUGGUCAAGACAGUUACACAAAGAUGGGUGAGUAGACUGAAUAUAUUUCACUAUUUUUCACAACUAUGCUACUUCAGAAAAUACUCUCAAAUGGUUAUGAAAAAUUGACGUUUCACUGGUAAAAUUGUAUUGCUACAGAGGAAGAAGAUUCUCUGUCCCUGGCCAAGGACAACAGUCACAACAGUAGUUUUGAGCUGCUGGGCUCCAUGCUGCCGUCCUACCAGCCUGUCAACCGCGGCACAACGGGAGGCAGGGGUCCGUCAGCCAGCACCUUCCGCUCCCGCUCACCCUGCUUCUUCAGACCCAGCUUUCUGGGAUCUGCCUCCAAGGUGACUGUUUAGGAGGGUUUAUAUCAUGUAUGACUAGGGCCCAGUGUUUUCCUUACCACUGUAUGACAGUAUAAAAGUGUCAGAAGAGAGCCAAUCAUAACCACGCAGACCCCAGUAUGCAUGUCUCCCAGUAAUGCAUGCGUUAUGUGAAUUCAAUCAGGGAUGGCGUAAUAGUAAAGACUAAUUUAAUUGUAAAUAAUGUAUGACAUUUUAAUGUGGCAUGAACACAACCAGGCAUGAUGUUUUCAUCUGAUAAACCAUGUUUCCGUCCACAGUUUUUAUGCGAGUAAAGUCAUACUGUAUUAAAAAAACUAUCACGACCGCUGUGAUGGAAACAGGAAGUUUCGGUACCAUUUUAUAAAUGCUGACAUAAUAAUUUGUUCAUUCAACAUGUUGUGAUCUUUUUGUGUCUGUAAAAUUAAUAAUGCGAGAAAUGGUGGUGGAAACGCCUUUUAUGUGCAAGUGUUGAUAUAAUAACCAUCAUAUCGAAGUAACUUGGAGUCACGCAUGAUAUGGUAUGUGGUCCUCCCUCUUCAACUCAGGAAACCAUACAGUUUAUUAGGCUGCAGAUGAAAUAAGUUAUGAUGAACUUCACAGGGUGAUGAAAGUGCAAGGUGAUGAGCUUGAUGCUCCUUACAAUAAAUAUCGAGGGUCUUAUUCUGGUGACAUGAUGAUCGAUGCUUGACUGCCGUUUAACAAUUUUAAAAGUCAUCCGUAAUAAACUAAUCUCAUGUGGACUAGCCUACCCAUACAGCACACUGUAUCUGCGAGCUGUUGGCUAGAGAACACGUGCGAAGUCCACAGUAAGCACGUUUGCUAUUUAACGCAACCGUUUUUGUGACAAAACUAUUGAGUUGAAAAUGCGAUGGAAACACAUUGAACUUUAGAUUUUUAUUCGGUACAUGAAAACUUAAAGCGGAAAAAUACAUUUUGUGUGCACUACGUCAUCACUCACUGAUUUUUAUCCGCAACAAGUCCGUUUGGAAACACCACUGGUGGGAAAAUGCGCAUAUUUUCUUUAUGCAGAUUUUAAAAUAUUUGCAUGAAAAUCUGUCGCAAAUUAGAUGGAAACCUAGCUACUGUCAAAUCACUUUAAAAAUGUAGGCUACCUGUGCACGUUUGAUCCACUGUAUAAUGAUUCCAGCAUCUAAAACAGUGCACCCACCACCAUUUUGAUGAAUGGAAAGGGCGUCUAUUAAAACACCAAAAGUGUAAUGACAUUCAGCGAUUUAUUAGGCACACAUGUAGCCUGAAUUCAUUGAUGCCUCCACCGCUGUCAGCACGUGUCACGGUCCCGGCCAGUCAUCUCGGGCUACUUUCACCCCUAUUUUAGAGUUUUCUGCAUAAUUUAUCAUUUCCAACAUUUUGUAGGUUAUUUGUUGGCCAAUUUAGAUAGGCCUGCAGCUUCUAUUCUGUCAUUACUUGCUGCCCUAGAAGACAAAAAAGCGGAGCUCACCAGAACAAUUUUAUAAAUUGAUACAAUGAAUGCAUCAAUAACAGUCCUAAACCUAAUCUAGUUGACAUUGGUAAAGUUUUCUCUUCCAUUUCUGCUCGCAGAGCGAGGAUGUGUAAAGACCGGGGCAAAAAUGCAAUAGCCUAACUCUAAAAUGGCAAAAUAUUUACCCUGCAAAAUGUCCAAACGACAUCAGUUUCACCGGUUUCAAGGAAAUGAAAAGUUGUGAAAAAGAUCCAACAUGAAUCUGAUAAGAUUUCAGUUCGCCCUGUAUGCAUAUUUUAUGUGGUUGAAAUAGCCUACUUUCAGCUUUUAUGUCACUUACAAAGAACGCACGUUUGCAUGGUCCCUAACCGUGCAUUUGCAUUCUUUCAAGAUGCUGAAAGAAAUUAGUCAUUUCUCCUCUCCUAUUGCUGAGACAAAAUUAACAUUUGGUGUAUCAUUUUACUGCAACAAAUAUAAUUUUAUAUUAGGCAACAUAGAGUAAUAGCCCUACAGUCAGUGUCUAUAUUUCAGUUACUACAGUAGACUACAACUUCUUUGUCCAAAUAUUUUUAAUUUUUAGUUCAGAUGUACUGCAGCAUCCCCCAAACCCCUACUUCCACACAGACAUGCUUAUCUUAAGUUAGGAUUCAGCCCUUGAUGAAGAGGAAGAGGCGGUUUCUAAUAAAUGUUGAGACUGACUCGUUUGCGGAGACACAUCCCCAGUAUCUCAUCCCUCUCUCUCUCCAUCCCACAGAGCUCAGGGAAACUCUCCGAGCCCUCCCUCUCGCUGCCCAUGGAGGACUCCCAGGACCUGUACGCUCCCCCCUCCCCCGGUGAGUCUUCUGGACCCCUGGGGGCCCCGUCCCAGGGUCGCUUCUCUCUGGAGGAGGACUCCCAGCUACUGGACGCCGACGGUUUCCUCAACGUGGGGCCCCGCACCGGCCCCCCGCGCUCCCACAAGAGACAGCUCAUACUGGACAGCCUGGAUGAGAACGCUAUGGACGCUAACAUGGGGGAGCUGUUAGGAAUGUGCUCUGGGGGGUUUGGGACUGCCAGAGAGGGUGGCGUGGGAGGGCCUGGGGCCUCGCAGGAGGAUGAAUUGUUAGGGCUGUGUUCUAGAAUGUUCCCUACCACACAGACUGAGGGAGUGAAGGAGAGGAAGAGAGAGGGAGGAGGAGGGCUAGGGGCGACGCAAGAGGAUGAGCUGCUGGGGCUCUGUUCGGGAGUGUUCCCCACCGCACAGGCAGAAAGGGAGAAGGAGGGAGCGGAAGGGAGGAAGAGAGAGGAAGAGAAGAUGGAGUUAGAAAUGGACAGAGACAAUGACAUGGAUCAGCUGCUCGGCCUCUGCUCUGGGAAGUUUACUACUCAAGGUAAGCGUGUGUCUCCAAGUACUGGGUGUAUGUCUGGGUGAUUGGGUGUAUUUGGGUGUAAUAAUGUUUUGGUUCCAUUUCACUCAAUCUCUCCAUAUAGGUGUCUCCCCCUUGCGAUCCAACUCGAGCUACGCCCCACACUCUUCAACUGCUGAAGACAGGUAAAAAGAGCUAGCCUAAUAUAGUGGCCUAUUAAAAAUAAAAAUAAAAACUCAGACGGAAUCACUGAUUUCAGACAUUCAAACGGAUUUCAACAAUAUUAAUUGUAUUGAACUUAUUAGGACAUCAACUAAGUGUAUUGUAAUUUAUUAGAAAAUUCAUUCAUUUGCCCAAGUUAUUCAUAAGACAUUAACAAAAUGCAUCAGUGAUUCGUAUUUUCCUGCAACUUUCUGAAACAGCACAGGAGAACCUCUGUGUGUGGUGCUCGUAUGUCUAGUCUACGCUCUGUGCAGCCGUUAGCGAUAAUGCUAUUGAUAACCGUCUGCUGGUAGAUUGGAAGGCUUUUCCAAAAACCUUCUCAAUUAAUGUUAACUACAAAGUAGCCUAUGCCUACCUGGCAAAAUGAUAUCAUGAUUAUUUGCAUCAAACCAGUGAUUAUUUUGCUACAGAAAAACUCUUAACCAAACAGUGGUCUCUAGCUGGUGUGCACAUGCAUUAACAUCUGCGCACUACACCUAAAAUUCAACAUUUCUUAGAUUUUACCAGACCUGAAAAGUGGUCUCCUAAUGUAGUUUAAGCAUUGUUCUGGACUUAGAACAUCCAAUUUUGAGGGUGAAAACCUGAAAAACUCAAAUGAAUUUAAACUAAAUCAGGCAAAAUAUUUAACUGAUUUUAUAGGGCCCUAAUAUGGGAUCUGAUGACUAAUUUACCCUCUGGGUAUCAAUAAAGUUUAUUCAAUUCAGUAACGGAGUACUAUGUUACACUUCUUGUACUAACCACUAUGAUAUACUCAGGCUAUACAUUCAAAGAAAUCCUAAGGUUAAAUGCAAUUCUGUGAUGUUUCAGUAGUAGGAAACUGGAGGAGAAGAGGAGGAGGAGGAAGAAGAGGAUUGUGAGUUUCGACUUCUGUCAGACGUGGAGAGCCAGAGUGAGCAGGUAAGGCACACACGUGCAUGCGCUUGCAUUGAUGACGUAUAUCCCAAACAGCUGAACUAACUCCUUCCCCCUUUCCUUCCAGGAAGACAAUGAUGAAGAAGAGGAUGAAGUGAACGAGGAGGAGAGGAAGGCUGGGUUUGCACCCCGGCAAGGAAAGAAGAAAAUGUAAGUAGAGAGAACUGUUCCUGAAUGAUGAACUUGCGCAGCUCAAGUUUCAAGUUUUUGUCACGUGCACAAGUACAGUGAAAUGCAUUUCUUGCUUGCUCUUUCCCAACAAUGCAGUAAUCAGUAGUACUAUAAAAAUAAAUGUUUUAAAAAGUCAAGACGGCUGUUGGGUUUCCUUGACGAUAGAGCCUAUUAAAAAAUGAGCUCAAAGACCGCAUAGCACAGAGAAGGCAUUAAAUCCCAUGCUGCAUACAACACGAUUCUGUUUUGCUUUGGCAAAGAGGAUAUGGGAUUGAUUCUUUUUAUAGUAUUUAAGUCAACAUAUCUCUCCCAGUGCCUCUACAUUCACCUAUACCUUAGUCUGUCAGUAUAACUUUAGGUCUUAGGAUGAGUGUCCACGCCUUAUGUCGAAUGUCCUGUUUCCUUUCGUUUUGAAAAUUAAAUCAAUUGCACAAACUCUAAACCCCUUUUAUAUAUCAGAAUGCGGUUUCCACACAGAAGGAUAGUUCAAGCCCACUUUGUAUUCACGUCGUCUGGUUGUGUUUUCUCCUCUCUCCAGGCGCAUGGCAGAGUUUGUGGACUCUGAGGCUGAGCUCUCAGGUAGUGACGUGGGCAGUGAGGAUGAAGAUGACGGUGAGAAUGAAUAUGAGGAAGAGGAGCUGCUGGACGAGCUGCCGUCUGAUGAAGAGCUGCAGGACCAGGUCAACAAGAUCCACAUGUAUGUACUGACACAGAAAACAUUCUAAAUAUCCUCCCAAAAAAUAACAUUCUAAAUACCUCGAACAAAACAAUCAAAGAAGAACUUCUAUAGUCACUACUAUUACUCCUAUUGGCUUACCUUAACAAUGCACAAUGUGUGUUACCUUUAUAGAGAAUAGUAGAGAGGUUUCAUUAGUUUUUAUUGGAAAAAGCAAUCCAAUCAUAUGGUGUCUGUGUGAAUAUUUUGACCCUAAAGCUUAGUUUAAUCCGCUCGUCUACAGGAAACAUGUCCUUGACGACGACAAGCGGCGACUGCGGCUGUACCAAGAGCGUUACCUUGCCGACGGGGACCUGCACUCAGACGGCCCGGGCAGAGCUCGCCAAUUCCGCUGGAAGAAUAUAGGUGAGUGUGUCUUGAGUUGGCGUCCUUCUACGACAGAUAUCAUACUUUUCUAUUCCACAAGCUUUAUUCAUCAGUCGUGUUUUAACCCAAUGCUGACUUUGUUUUUGUGGUGCUUUUCUUCCAUAGACGAUGGCUUUGACAUGGACGGAAUGGGGGCGGAGGGGGAGGAAGAGGAGGAGGAGGAAGAGCUGGACCAGGCAGAACUGCAGAGGAGGAAAGAGAGGCUGGAGAGGGAGCAGUGGCUACGAGAACAGGUAUACUUUAUAUACAGAAGUAUGUGGACACCCCUUCAAAUUAGUGGCUUCAGCUAUUUAAGCCACACCCGUUGCUGACAGGUGUAUAAAAUCGAGCACACAGCCAUACAAUCUCCAUAGACAAACAUUGGCAGUAGAAUGGCUACUGAAGAGCUCAGAGACUUUCAAUGUGUCACCGUCAUAGUAUGCCACCUUUCCAACAAGUCAGUCGUCAAAUUUCUGCCCUGCUAGAGCUGCCCCGGUCAACUGUAUGUGCUGUUAUUGUGAAGUAAAACGUCUAGGAGUGAUAGGCCACACAAGCUCACAGAACGGGACCGUCGAGUGCUGAAGCGCAUAAGAAUCGUCUGUCCUUGGUUGCAACACUCACUACCGAGUUCCAAACUGCCUCUGGAAGCAACGUUUGCACUGUUCGCCAAGCAACCGCACACAAGCCUAAGAUCACCAUGCGCAAUGCCAAGUGUCUGCUGGAGUGGUGUAAAGCUCGCCGCCAUUGGACUCUGGAGCAGUGGAAACGCGUUCUCUCGAGUGAUGAAUCACGCUUCACCUUCUGGCAGUCAGGACGAAUCUGGGUUUGGCAGAUGCCAGGAGAACGCUACCUGCCCCAAUGCAUAGUGCCAACUGUAAAGUUUGGUGGAGGCGGAAUAAUGGUCUGGGGCUGUUUUUCAUGGUUCGAGCUAGGCCCCUUAGUUCCAGUGAAGGGAAAUCUUAAUGCUACAGCAUACAAUGACAUUCUAGACGAUUCUGUGCUUCCAACUUUGUGGCAACCGUUUGGGGAAGGUCCUUUCCUCUCGUAUUCGUUGCAAAAGGUUUUCCUCUUCGCUACGGUUUGGACUAAUGAUUACACCCCAGGUUUGUAUUCUAUGUAGUGUAUGGUGUAUCAUGUGUGUCUAACUCCCUUCUGUCUUUCUAGUCGGAUGCUAAGGCCAAGAAAGGGGAGGACUUUGACAUGGAUGAGGAGGAGGAGAAGAUUGGAGAGGAGGACAGCCAGUUCAUGAAACUGGCCAAGAAACUGACCGCCAAGAAACUACAGAAGAAAGGUGAGCUGACAUACAAGAGAUAUGGAAUGAGAUGAGAGAGAUAAGAAAGAUGACUGCGAAUUUCAGUAGAUUUACUCCUCUUUUUAACCCUCCCUUUAUCUCAAUCCCUCCAUCUGUUUUGUUUUCCAGAGCUGCCUGUUGCACCCCAGGCUGAGAAGAAAGCCCCAAUGCAGAACCCCUUCCAGAGACCUUCUCAACCCAACAUGGUCAGUACCUUCCUCAUACUAGUCCACUCUGGACUAGUAAUCACCCUCCCUCCUCUAGUGUGACACUUAUCACUAUUGUGUAAUCUGCUCCUUCUAAGAAUCUUUAUUAGAUGUCUCUGACCAUUUGACCUCGAUUUAACCUUUGACCCCGACCUCAGGUGAAGAGGGGCUCGUUGCUCAGCCAGCCCCGCUCCGUGCUGCAGAAGCUGGCCUGCAUCUCUGAGGGGAACCCGCUAGCCCCCCGCAACACCCGAGGGUUCGUCUUCCAAAGCCUAUCGCCAGAGAAAGAGUCCUCGGCUGCAGAGGCCCCAAAAAAACAGGCAGGUCCAACCAUGGAGAGAAAAUAUAAUAAUGUUAAAUGUGAUCCUGUGGGCCUAACACACAUAGUUGGAUGAUAGUUGGUCAGUAAUGUAGCGACACCCGUGUGCAGUGUUUCAGUAAACAUGUUUUGUUUUUCUUGAAAGCCUCACUCUCCAUUCCUAACAGUUUUUUAUUUUUUUCUGUAGAAUGAAAACAUCAUUACACAUUUAAGAACACUUAGUUUCUUCUCUAGAACUUGUGACAGUUUGGUCAUUACUGUACUUGUAAUGAUAGUCAUGGGAUGUUGGACUGUAGUGUUGUACUGAUAUCUGACCAUAUGGUGGUGCCAAAAGCCCAAGCUGUCAAUGUUUCCCUGGUAAAAGCUGUGUUAGUGCAGUCUUUGUUUGACUAGAUCCAUUGCUCGCUCUUAUCCAUACCUUUUACUAUGUUUGCAUAUACUGCAACUCCGCUUUUAGCUGAAAAUGUGUACAACAUUACAUAAUCCAAACUAGAUAUGUGUGGAAUAUCUAUAUCAUUGUGUGCAUUAUCUCAGAACCGAUCAGGGAAAACGCAGCAUCCGUCAAGGUUUCUACAUUAAAUUUAAUUUUAUCUUAGGACAUUGACAUUUGUCUUUUUUAAAUUGGCUCAAAUUUGGAUUUGUCAUAAUGACAUUUAAUUAUAAUUACAAUAAAAUGUGGCCAGAUCUUGCUAAUCGGGUUAAGACUUUUGGGGAGUUCUGUUUUAAACUGAGGCAUAAUUGAUCUUUUUAAAUAGCUGUAGGACUGCUCAGAGUCAUACAGACCUCCACAAACACAGCUGGACGUGUAUAAUUGUAAUGGGACUCCAUGCUGGCACCAAAAUCUCCCAAAUAAUUACAUUCCAGUAAGAAAUUAAGAAUCCCUAAAUCGGAAUGUUAUCGUCAUGGGACAUUUGCUGCUAACGUGGUGGAGAGUUCGUUGACAAGCUCCGUAUAUCUCUGACUGGUUCUGGUCCAUUAUUUUAGCAACAGGAGUCAUUUCCGAUAUUUAACUCUGAAUAUCUCUUUAUUUCGCAGAUGAAGAAGAGGGGACAAAUAGAGGUUUUGGCCCCGGCUGCUAAGCGGCCAUGUCGGGAAAACAACGCACCAGCAACCAAAGGACCUCAAAGAAGUAUCUUCUGUUACCUGGAGAACUGA
Molecule: messenger RNA, 20570 nt
Organism: Coregonus sp. 'balchen'
Lineage: Eukaryota; Metazoa; Chordata; Actinopteri; Salmoniformes; Salmonidae
Source: the annotation of a GenBank genome assembly